Messenger RNA from Drosophila bipectinata, 10132 nucleotides. RefSeq names its product Rho GTPase activating protein at 19D (gene RhoGAP19D). The record is from RefSeq and is a predicted model, not a curated record. Gene Ontology annotation, biological process: signal transduction; regulation of GTPase activity. Gene Ontology annotation, cellular component: cytoplasm. Gene Ontology annotation, molecular function: protein binding. Lineage: Eukaryota; Metazoa; Arthropoda; Insecta; Diptera; Drosophilidae.
AUUAAUCCCUUAAAAAAUAACUAAAAAUCCAUGAUCAGCAGAAAGCAGCACUUUACCUCCAAGCCAGUACUAUGGUAAUAUCAUUCGGUACGAUGGGCCUCGUGCCCCUGCCACAUCGAAAAAUCGCAAUGCAUCCAAGAUUGUAAAUAAAAUAUUUAUUAAAUUCCCCCUCGCAAGAAAAAAAAAUACCCAAGAAAGUUAAUAAACUCCAAGAUAACAAAAUAAAGAGAUAGAGGAAAUAAUAGAGAGGGGGAAGGAUAGAAGGAGGAGGAGGAGCACCCCAUCCCCACCCACCGCCAUACAAAUGAGGGUGCAACAGCCACCAACAGGUUGACCACCUAACAACAACAACAAAAACAACAAAGAGUAAAUGAAAAAAUAAUAAAAAAAAAAAUAAAUAAAUAAAGCUACAAACUAACCGCACGACAAAUAGAAGAAAAAACAACAAACAGAAACCACCAAACCACAAGAGCAACAACAACAACACACACAGCCACCGAAAGAGACAGCUAGAGAGAGAGAGAGAGCGAGAGGGCAUCAGUAUAAAAUAAAAAUAAAAAUUAAAAAAACAAAAACUUAAACUUAAACAAAAUGUUACAAAACUCGAACGCCGCUGCCGCAGCGCAGGCAGCAGCACAGGCAGCCACAGCGGUGGCAACACCGGCAGCAGCAGCAGCAGCCGCAGCAGCAGCGGCAGCAGCAUCCGCGGCAUCAGCCGCCUCAGCGGCAGCAGCCGUGGCGGCGUCCACCGUCCAGCCAAAGUUGAUCGUCAUCCGGCGGCGGCCCAACCAGGGAUUCGGCUUCACGCUGCGCCACUUCAUCGCCUAUCCGCCGGAAGAUGACGCCAGCGGCGCAACGGCGACAGCGACGUCGGGCAACUGGGGACAGGACGCCUCCAGUUUGGCCGGCAGCGGUGGCAGCGUCGGCAGCAGCAGCGUCGGCGUCACCGGUUUGGAGCCAACAUCGCCGACUGCGCUGUUGCCAUACCAAGUGAAAGCGAUGGAGACCAUUUUCAUCAAAGAGGUGCAGGCGAACGGACCGGCCCACUUCGCCAACCUGCAGACGGGUGACCGCGUGCUGAUGGUCAACAACCAGCCGAUCGCUGGCAUCGCCUACAGCACCAUCGUAUCGAUGAUCAAGCAGACGCCGGCGGUCCUUACGCUGCACGUGGUGCCAAAGGAGUGCGAUGUCCUUCAGAUGCACUAUACGAGCAUUGCCCACACACCGGAGUCGAACCGUCUGACCAUGUCGACGCACUCGCCCUCCCUGAUGGCCAACGGCUCCCACAAAAGUGCACUACCAGUUGCAGCAUCGCAUCAUCAUUUGCAGCAGCAACAACAACAACAACAUCUGCAUCAGCAGCAGCAACAGCAACAACAGUUGAUCUCAUAUCCCGCUGUCAAGGCAGUAGCAACAACAUCGCCGGCUGGAUCACCGCACUCCUCCAAUCCGAAUCAUCCCAAUUCCUCGCACUAUGCCACAUCCCUGUACGGAGGUAGUCGCUCCGGGAGUAUUACAAGCACGGCCAGUGUAGGGGGUGGUGGUGUGGCCAGCCUGAGUCAUCAAUACCAACAGCAAUUGCAGCUCCAACAGCAGCAACAUCACCAGCAGCACCAGCAGCAGCAACAUCGUCAUCCGGCGCUAAGCGGCGGCAGUAGCAGCAUAGAUUUUGGAGACAUGGCUCAUGGUUUGCGACAGCAGCAGCAGCAACAGCAACAACAACAGCAACAGCAACAUUUCUACCCACAACAGAUACAACAACAGCAACAACAACAACAACAUCAUCAGCUGCUAGCCACCGGCGGCGGCAGCUUUAUGCGUGUCAAUCAGCCGGGAAAUCUAACAGUAUUAUCGGCCGGCCCGGCAACGAGCACGCCCCUGCCCACCGCCCGCCAGCCCAAGCCGUCCAGUCAAGCUCUGUACGCCGCCGGACCAAGUUCAGCGGUUGGGAGCUCCCCUGGACAAGGAGCAAGUGCAGGGCAGGGACAGGGCCAAGGAUCGGGAGGAGGUGACAACAAUGAUCUGAUGAUACGACUGAGAGAGUCCAUUAAGCAGAAGGAGGAGUUCCUGAAGUCACCGGUGCCGGCCUCGAUGUCCUCCUCGGCAUCCUCGCCCUCGACGAACGGCAAUCAGUUGCAAUCCUCGCCAGCCCAGCAGCAACACCAUCCUGCCUCCCAGCAGCUUCAUCAGCAGCAGCAGCAGCAGCAUUUUUUUCCACCAGGCGGUCCUGUACAGGUGGUGCAGCCACCGCCUCGAAGGAGCCACCAAUUGUUGCACAAACAGCAACAGCAACAGCAGCAACACCUAAGCUACGACAUGUACUAUUCCGGAGGUAAAGUGCAACAGGUGCAGAGAUCCUCGACAGCGCCGGGAAGUGUCAGCCAUCAGCAUUACCAGCAACAGCAUCAGCAUCAGCAGCAGCAGCAACAUCACCAGUUGCAGCAGCAACACCAUCAGAUGCAACAGCAGCAACACCGCCAGGUGAUGAUCAACAACAAUGCCAAGUACAGCAAGGAUCUGGACUACUUUGAAACACUCCAGGAGACGGGAGUGACCAACAAAGUUUUCGAGCGGAAGCUGGUCUCGCACAUGUCCAAGGGCUUCGAUCCCUUCAAGCCGCUCUCCAUCAACACCAGUGCUAUGGAGUCCUCUGGUGGGGGUGGGAGUGUGGCAAACAACAGCACCACUACCACGUCCUCCUCCUCGACCACCACGUCUGUGAAGAAGCAGAGCGUCCUCUAUGAAUCCCUGCAGCAGCAUCCACUGGCCAAGUACCAGCAACUGACCUCCCACCACCAGCAGCACCAUCAUCAUCAGCAGCAGCAGCAGCAGCAGCAGAUCCAUCAGAUCUCAGCGGUGGAUGGACAGACCGGUAGUCGGAUGGAGCUGCACAAGGCGACGCUGGCGAACGCCACCAUAGAUCCGAUUCCAUCGGCUGGAGGGCACAAAUAUGCUUCAUUGCCGGAGACGUCAGUUAGUGGCAGUUCAGUGGCCACACUGGCCGACAUAGCCGAGAGUAGUGUUACCUAUUCAGCUGGUGCCGUUGCUGAAACCCCCACCGGCAGUGUGGUUAGACGCUACAAGCCCAUCACCUCCAGUUCCUUUGACGAAGGCAAGCCCAUGCGCCGCAUCUCCUACCUGCGGGCCACCAACAACGAGGCCGACUUCAACGCCGAAGCAGCCGCCGCAGCAGCAGCUGCCAGUGGCGGUGGCGGUGGAGGAGAUGCUGCUGGAGCACCAGCUGUCCCCACUAUCAGUGCACCCAUUUCCAUGCCCAUUCCGGUGGCUGCCGUGGUGGAGCCGCAGAAAACGAAAUCCCUGGUGGAGGAGCAUCCGGAUCCCACAUACGAUGUGAUUGGCGGUGCGGGUGGUGGCCAUGAGUUCAUAGAGACACCGAAUGGCCUGGAGGAUGUGCGUCUGUCGGCGCAUGGCAGUCGUCGAGCCUCCAUGAGCAGUGACAUGAGAAGCAGCAUCCACAUCGAUGCGGAACUAAAUGGCAAAUAUGUGCCCAACGAACUGGAGGCCUUCGAGACGGAGAUUGAGAUUAAGUCCUCCUGCAUUAAUGGAAAGCGCAUGUCCGAGUACCGAUCGUGGCGUCAGGUGAAGCUGGAGAUCAAGGGAGAUCUGCUGCGCAUCUACUCAGGCCGUCAUGGAAAAUCGGAGCAUAAUGUGAUAGAACUGGAUAUUAGAAACUUCAAGUUCUUCGACGAGUCGCUGGACAAGAAGAAGUACUUGAUUCGCAUGCAGUCGAAGCCCUCGCCCACUGGCGCCCACCUGGCCACCCUGGGCAACGAGCUGAACCUGGAGGACGGGCACGGGGACAAGCUGCUGACCUCCUCGGGCAGCAGCUCCGCCAACGAGCCCAGUGGAUCGGCCCUCUCCGCCUCCACGUCCUCGUCCACGACCAGCAGCAGCGGUCCCUACACGGAGAUCCUCUUCAAGACCAAGAGCAGCAACGAGAUGAAGCGUCUCUUCGGGCUGUUGCAGUGGAAGGACAGCCUGAACUACGACGAUGACCACCAAGGCAAGCAACUGGCGGAGCCCCAGAAGACGGCUGCCAGUGCCAGUUACCUGGACGACCUGCCAGCCGGAGGAGUGGCUGCCGGUGCGGAUAGCUCCCCGCUGAGCUCCCAUUCCGGCGGCCUGGCCGAGGCGGCUGGCGGCCACCACCAUGUCUCGGCUCUGCCGGCCGCGGCCGCCAUUGUGGCCGCCACCAGUGACUCCAUUUCCCCGGUGAUGAAGGCGCGCAAGUCCUCCUCCCACAAGCACAUACCCGACAAGGAUUUGGGCUCGCCCAAGUCGAAGAACUGGAAGGAUCUGCUCUUCCGUCGUGGCGGCGGCAGUGGCGGUGGCUCCGUUUCCCACCACGACCUGGCCUCGCCCUCCUCCUGCCCGGCCAAGCAGUUCGGCUCCAUCGGGGUGCCGCUGCGCAGCUGUCCCAUGUCCAAGCAGUUCCCAUGCGUGCCGCACCUGGUGGAGGUGUGCACGAACAUCGUGGAGACGAAGGGCCUGAGCGUGGUCGGCAUCUAUCGCAUUCCCGGCAACAAGGCGGCCAUCUCGGAGCUCUCCGAGCUGGUCAACACCAAGGACUUUCAGUUCGAGAGCUGUGCCACGGACGUGCGAUGGGAGGACGUGAAUGUGGUCAGCAGCCUGCUGAAGCUGUUCAUCCGCAGCCUGCCGGACGCCCUCAUGCCGGCCAGCUACUACAUCAACUUCAUCGAGGCCGACAAGAAGACGGGCCUGGAGCGGAUCGUGCUCCUCAAGGAGAUCGUGGAGUCGCUGCCCCGCCACCCCUACGACACCAUGAAGCAUCUGAUCCGGCAUCUGUGCCGGGUGAGCGACAACUGCGAGGUGAAUCGCAUGGAGCCCAAGAACCUGGCCAUCAUCUUUGGUCCGUCGAUCAUCCGGACACCGAACGAUACCCUGGAAACGGCUGUGAAGGAUAUGAAGCACCAGUGCCGCAUAGUAGAGCUGCUGGUGACACAGUACGAUUACUUUUUCGAGAACGGCAGCCUGCCGGAUCUGGCGGACGUGAGCGGAGGCGGUAAUGCCGUAAGUGCCGCCCAGCCGCAGCAACAGACGCAGGAGGAUCAGACCAGCAUGCUGCUCCACAAUCUGUCCAAGAUCGAGAGGAUCACCGAGCGGGAGACGACAAGAACCUCGCGGUUCAUACCGCAACUGAGGAGGAAGACGCACGGCAAGCGCGGAGGCGUCAACUCGGACACGUACUCCGGCGAGAGUGUUGUGGUAAGCGGAAGCACCUCCUCCAGUACCAUCUCCACCACCAUCCACAACCAAAAGAACCACACUAGCAACAGUAGUAGCACCACCACCAAUACCAUCACCACCACCACCACAAAAACCAUACAGCAACGUCGGGCACAGCGCAAGGCUGUGCAGAGCAUUUGUGAUCAGGCUCUAAUCCUGUUCCUGCCCACGCCCUCCUCCUCCUCCACCUCAACCUCCGCCUCGACCUUCUCCUACGCCCCCUCCCCGUCCUCUCUGUCCGUUUCUCUUCCCUUUCAGUCGCUGGACUAUGCCAAGGCGAGCAGCACCACCAGCACGACAAGCACCUCCAGCAGUUCCACUCUUCACAGCGGCAAGGCCACGUCCUCGGGCUCCACAAACUCGUCCAGUUCCACGGCCAAGUUUAGCUCGUCCUCGUCCUCGGCCUCGUCGGCCACGGCGGUGGCCAUAUCCUCGUCCUCCACCUCGACCUCGACCACAACCUCGUCGAAGCUACUGAGCGCCGCCACCAAGAAGCGGACGACCGGCGGCGGUUUCCUCGGCUCCCGUUCCACCCGGAAGGCCAGCCUCGACGAGAAGGACUCGGGCAGCGUCGACUCGGCCGGGAGUUUGGGCCUCAGCCUGGGUCUGAACCUGAACCUGGCCAAGGAGCAGCAGCGCAGCAGCGUGGACAUAUCCAUUCUACUGACGGACGACGACUCCAGCAGCCGGCUGAGCGACACGGGUUCCAUGUCGCUGACCACCAUCACGGACACCUUGGACAGCAAGCUGAGGAACCUGCGCAGCGGCUCCGAGUCCAACGAUGAGAACGGAUCGCCAGAGUUCCCCAAGAACAGGCGCCACACCCUGGGCCAGCCCCUGCAUCUGCACUCCGAGAACAUUCCGUAUGCGGACGAGUCGCCGGAGCGGCUGUUCCACCAGUUCUGCAAUCCCCUGGACAGUGCUCCUCUGUCCCUCCAUCUCAGCCGCUCCUGCACGGCCACCAAUACCAUUGGGUCGGGCUCGGGCGGUGGUGGCGAUGAGAAGGCGACGAAGCAAGUGGUGGCUCCCCUGCCGCCCAGUCUGUUGAAGGCGGCCCACAAGCUGCAGCACUCGGCCACCGUGCCGAUCCAUCAGGGCAGCUCCACGGCCCCGGCCAGCGGAGCGGCCACGCCCACCGGCAGCAGUUCGGGAAACGGCGGAGCCAUUGGCGGUGGCGGCGGGAGUGGAGGCGGCAGCACCAAGAGCAUCUAUCCUCGGUUCAGUAGCUACAUGAACUACAACGCCACCAUUGCGGGCGGAGUGCCCGGCGAGCGGGCCACUGGCGGCGGAUCGGCCGCCUCCGAGGACGACUCCGAGGGCUCCACCACCAGUGAUCCGAAGGAGAAGCUGCUGCUGGGCGAGCGCCCCUCGCCUUCGUUUUUUCUCGAGCGCUACAACAAGAAGAGACGCGACCACCGCCUGUUCCGGUCGGCCAGCUUCAACUGCCGCAACUACUCCACCCGGCACCUGACCGGCCAGCAGCCGGCGGCCGGAUCGGGAUCGGGAGGGUCGGUCACCGUGGGCGUGGCCUGCUGCCAGGCGGUGAGCAGUAGCGCCGCCGCCGUCGGCACCGGCCUGACCAAGGACGAGAAGACUGACAUGAAUCUGACCAAGAAGCGCCAGAUCCAGAACAAGCAGAAUCGUUCCAUCAAGCGCCGGCACACGGUGGGUGGGCCGCACGACUACACCACCGGCUGCUCCAACCACAUCCGCGGCGGCCACGAUCUGGCGGCCAUCAACUACAACCACCAUAACCGCCACCACCAGCAGCAGCUGCUAAAGCUGGGCAACUCCCAGGAGCAGGGCGCUGCCGCGGCGGAGACCACAACCACAACGACUACGACCACAACAGUGCUGCGCCGCUUGGGAGGCGGCAACGGAGGAGCCGCUGCUCCCGGAGGAGACGCCAAUGUGGCCCUGCCCGUUACAGGAUCCACAAGCAGCAGCAACACCAGCACCAACAACAACAACUCUCCACAAAGCGACGGAAGCAACGGCAACGGAGGCGGAGUAGGAGUUGGCGUGGUGGGAGGAGGUGGCGGCAACGGCGGAGGUGGCGGCGGUGGAGCCAAUGCCACAUCGGGUGGCAAUCAGAGCAGCACCACCGCUAGCAUCAGCAACAGUGGGAGUAGCAGCAACAGCAGCAGCACCAGCACCACCCCGGCUGGGGGAGAUCAGGUCCUGGAAGUGGGCAUUCGCAUCAAGAACAUAAAUCGCGGACGCUUCUAAACCAACACUAUGACUAUUUUCAAAGUAGAAGCCUGGAGGAGGAACCAUGGCUUAGCAACAAGGAUUACAAAUCCCUUUUAAAAAAAAAUAGAAUGUAAAGAUGCCCUCAGAACGGAAACAAGGACACCCAUAAUCCCGAAGAGAAAGUCCAAUCAGAAACACAAAAGUAGAAAAUGGAAACUACCCUCAGAGAAAGAAUCACAUGUCAAGUAGCUACAGAAGUUCAAAAGUAACGAAUAUCCCUAAAAAAAGGCUUAAAGUUUAACAAAGAGUUUACCAUCAGGGUAUACAAAGUAUAAAUUUAAAAAAUAACAUAAAUAAUAUGCUAAAAACAAAUAGAAACAGUUGGAAAAAGUAUUAGGAAAAGAGGUUUACAAAAAAAGAGGUUAGAAAAGUUUUUUAAAGACAGGUUAAGACAUGUUUAGACCAUUUCAGACAAGUUUAGACAUAUUAUGACAUGCUUAGACAGGUUUAAAGAUGUUUAGACAGGCUUAGGCAAGUUUUCACAAGUUAUGACAUGUUUAGACAUGAUACGACAGGUUCAGACAAGUUCAGACAUGCCAAAAACAGAUUUUUUUUGGAAAAUGCCCAUUAAUUCAAAUACUGGUUCUUUGAUCCAUUGUCAGGAUAGUCAGUCAUGAUUUUAGUGUUUUUCAACACUGAAAGAAAAAGAGGAAUCACUAGAUUAUUGUAUUUAAAUAUCAAUGUGCAGUUGCAACAAUUUGUGUCCAAAAACGUUGAAAAAGAAACAAAAAAAAAACGGUGUUGAAGAGAAAAACAUGAUCAAUCAAGUGUAACCAAAGCAGAAAAGUUAAAAUUUUAGUAUUACCAACACUACUAUUAUUAUCAAGAUAUAUAGUUAUAUAUACCAUACAUACAUACAUAUAUUCAUGUGCAAAUUCCAAGCCGGGAGUUGUGUUUGAAUUGAAAUUCCGCAUUGGUUUCCCCAACAAAAAUAAGGAUAUAUUUUUUAAACCAAAAAAACAACUCCCCAACACACACACCCACAAGGAAAAAAGGAUUAAAACAGGAUCUUUACGCAACAAAGCAACGCAAAAGUAACAAUCUUAAAUGAAAUCUAUCAGGAGCUGAAAAAAAAAAUAUAUAUAUACAUAUAUUAUAAAAAAUAAUAAUUAUUUAUUCGCACACACAAACAAACACACACAACACACAGACAUUAAUGAAAAGGGAACCAAGAGAGAUAGCACUAGUUUGUCGCAGAAAGAGGCAGCAAGAGUUAUUUAGAGAAAGAGAUACACAGCGAGAAUGUGAAAGAGAGAGAGCAACUAUUUUGUAAAACGUAUACAACAAAACACAGUGCAGAAAGAAAAUCGCAUAAAUAAUCCCUAUUAUAUAUAUAUAUAUAUAUAUUUGUAAAAUAAUCAUCUAUAUACUAUAUAGAGAAUUAACGAACGCAACAAAGAAAAUUGUUAACCCCAUAUAUAUAUAUAUUUAUAUAUAUGUAUAAACACCAUACAUAUAUGUACAAGUAUGUGUAGGAAACACAGCCGCCUGUCCGGCUCAGUCCUUCAGUUAAUCGUUUUUCUCAGUGUAUGUCCGUGUUUUGUAGUAUGCCUGUAUGUGUGCGUGUACCUGUUGUAACGAAGAGAAGAGAGUGCGGGAGUUCUGGAAAGAGAUCAGAUGUAGAACCCAUUUUUUGGUGCCUUAAAUUCUUUGCUUUAAAAAUGUUUUUUUUUUUUCAAAAAAUUGUUUUAUCGAAAUUUUUUUUAAUCCAAAAACUAGUUAUUUUUUUUUAUAAAAAAUUCUUUUAUUUUGUGAGGGGGUGCAUGUUAAGAAGAAUUAACACAAAAAACUGGUGCAGCCAAGAUAUAGAAAAUAUUUUAAAAUUAAAAAUCUUAAAAACCCGGACAGGUGGCCAGCAAAGCAGAAAACCGAAAAAAAAGAAAAACUAUAUGUUUGAAAUUAUGUAUACACUUGAAGAAAAAGAAAAUGAUAAACGCAACUAUAUAUGUAUGUUUAACAAAAUGUAAUAAACAUAACAACAAAAAAUUUGCAAAACGAUGGCAUAAAUUUACAUUUACACACAAUACCAUAUAUAUAAAGAAAUAUGAUUAUAUAUAUAUUUUUGUGUAGUUUGUAUAUGAUUUUUGUAUGAUUUAAGGUUUUUUUUUUUGGAAAAGGAAAGAAACGCAUAAACAAUGAUAAAGAAACAAGAAUUAAUUAAGCAAUUAUCUGGUAGAAGUAUGUAUGUAGAUUUAUAUAUACCCACACAACCACAUAACACACAUCCUGUACUGUAUAGUAUUUUUCCCAUAAUUUGUUUCUUUUUUAAAUACUUGUAUAUACAAUUUAUUUUUUUCUACACAAUUAUGAUUUGAACCUUUCCCACACACUUACAAAAAAACACUUACACACACACAGAUAUAUAAAAAAAAGGAUAUAUAUAUACACUUAAAAAAAAACAAAAAACUACAAAAAAAGAAAAAACAUUUAUAUAUUUUGUAUGCAUUUUGUUUUGUUAACCGAAGGAGGAACAGGAAUAAACGAAUGAUAGAAAGAAAGAGCAUUAGAAGAAGAUAAUGGUAAAUGUCAGAGAAGAGCAGUGAUGGAGAAGUAUAUAGAAAUAACCACAAAAAAGCGCGUAACGUUGCUAUAUAAAUAUUAUUAUUAAAAA